Messenger RNA from Cercospora beticola, 2936 nucleotides. RefSeq names its product ABC transporter ATP-binding protein (gene MDR2). Gene Ontology annotation, biological process: oligopeptide export from mitochondrion. NCBI's taxonomy places the organism in Eukaryota, Fungi, Ascomycota, Dothideomycetes, Mycosphaerellales, Mycosphaerellaceae. Gene Ontology annotation, cellular component: mitochondrial inner membrane. The record is from RefSeq and is a predicted model, not a curated record. Gene Ontology annotation, molecular function: ATP hydrolysis activity; ABC-type oligopeptide transporter activity; ATP binding.
GGGCACUUUCGCAACAAUCAACCGCCUGGACACUUCUUGUGCACCCGUACCUUGCAUUGUGUUUGCCCACGCCGUGCCAUCGCUGGAUUCAGGACCAUCAAUCGCUCAGUUUGCAGUCGCCACACCUGGCCAACGAGGCCCAUUCUCAACAGAACUCGUCAUAGACCACGACGAUGUCGCUUUUUCGCCGAGCACAACGAUAACGCCCAACACCGACCACAAUCCGUCCUGCGAGUGACUUAUCACCGCCAUGGCCAUGCGCGGGCCACAACUCGCGUGUCGCGCCUGGGACAGUCUUGGGAACGGUGCCCUGUUUACUCACAGAAUACGGAGCGAAGUCGCCAACCGAGCAAUUCACACCCGGACGACAACAUCCGCCUUCCACAGGACGAGCAUAGCACAGCAAUUGCGAUGUCUGUCCAUCCAGCGCAGCACACAGCCUGCAAGGCUGACAACGACAUCUCUGAUCUCGCAGACGGCACGCAUACAUCCCGCCCGGUCUUUACGGACGACGCCUUCACAAAAUGAGUCUCUGAACGUGGUUCAGCAUGGCAAUAAAGAGACAGCGUACAAGAACACGAUCAAUAAGAAGAGCAGUGAUCCUACUGAAGUCGAGGAGGAGGAUGAAUCUGUGACUUUCAAGAAGUCUGCAAAAGCUGCACAGGCGUCACAAAUUAAUCUCAGCGCCAAAUUGUCGAGUUACGGCAAAGAUGGUGAGGGAAAGACCGGUGGCUCACGAGGCGAGGUCUGGAGAUUGCUCAGGAUUGCCAAACCGGAAGUCAAGUCGCUGAGCAUCGCAUUCGUUUUGCUCUUGAUAAGCAGCGGUGUUACCAUGGCAGUCCCCUUCAGUAUUGGCAAGAUCUUGGACUCAGCGACCCAGGAAGAAGGCAUUGUUUUUGGCCUCAAACUGGAACACUUUGUUGGUGCCAUGGCCGCGAUCCUCAUGACGGGUGCCGCGGCGAACUACGGUCGUAUCGUGAUCCUACGUAUCGUCGGCGAGCGUGUUGUUACGAAAUUGCGAAGCUCGCUUUUCCGACGUACGUUUGUGCAAAAUGCCGAAUUCUUCGAUGCCAAUCGCGUGGGAGAUUUGAUCAGCAGAUUGGGUAGCGAUACUAUCAUUGUUGGCAAGUCAAUCACCCAGAACGUUUCGGAUGGACUGCGAUCGAUUGUUUCAGCUACAGCGGCGCUCACCAUGAUGGCUUACAUGAGCGUCAAGUUGAUGGGAGUGCUCGCGAUUGCAUUCCCGCCAGUGGCCAUUGGUGCCUUCUUGUACGGACGAGCGAUUCGAAAUUUGUCAAGAAGAAUACAAAAGAAUUUGGGAACACUGACCAAGAUUGCGGAAGAACGAUUGGGCAACGUACGGACCAGCCAGGCUUUUGCUGGAGAGUUGCAGGAAGUCAAUCGCUAUAACACGCAAGUGCGAAAGAUCUUUGGACUGGGGCGGAAGGAGGCAUUCAUUUCAGCAGCCUUCUUCUCGGCUUCUGGUUUUAUGGGCAAUGCUACUUUCCUGGCGCUGUUGUAUAUCGGCAGUGGUAUGGUGAGGCAAGGCGCGAUGAGUGUUGGUGACUUGACGACCUUCUUGAUGUACACCGGCUACGCAGGUAGCAGUGUGUUUGGUCUGUCGAGCUUUUACUCCGAGCUGAUGAAGGGCGUGGGAGCGGCGAGUCGACUUUUUGAGCUUCAAGACCGUGAGCCGACGAUCAGCCCGACGAAAGGUGACAUGGUGCGCAGUGCUCGCGGCAUGAUCGAGUUCAAGGAUGUCGCAUUCGCAUAUCCAACUCGACCAGCAGUUUCCAUCUUCGAGGGCCUGAACUUUCAGAUUCCUCAGGGAAGCAAUGUCGCCAUUGUCGCGCCGUCAGGAGCUGGCAAGUCCACCGUUGCCAGCCUGAUCAUGCGUUUCUACUCGCCUACAAGGGGAACUAUUACCAUCGCUGGCCGAGACAUCAACACACUUAAUGCCAAGCAACUGCGACGCAAGAUUGGAUACGUGGGACAGGAGCCAGUACUAUUCUCCGGAACGAUUGCGGAAAAUAUCGCAUACGGCAGGCCGUUGGCCUCGAGGGCUGAAAUUGUUGCAGCUGCGCGUCAAGCCAAUUGCAACUUUAUCAGCGACUUUCCCGACGGCCUUGAAACGUUCUGUGGUGCACGCGGCACGCAACUCUCUGGUGGUCAGAAGCAACGCAUCGCCAUCGCUCGUGCUUUGUUGAAGAAGCCUGACAUCCUCAUCUUGGACGAGGCAACUUCAGCUUUGGACGCCGAAUCCGAGACACUCGUCAACGAAGCUCUUCAAUCCCUGCUACGAGGCGACAAUACGACCAUUUCCAUCGCUCAUAGGCUGUCCACGAUUCAACGCUCAGACACCAUCAUCUGCAUUGGAUCUGAUGGCAAAGUAGCUCAGAUGGGCUCUUACCGCGAGCUCGCGGCCGACAAGAACGGAGCUUUCGCGAAAUUGAUGGAAUGGCAAAUGAGUGGCCCACCCAAGCGCAAGGAAGAAGCCGAGGGUCAUGAGGAAUUAACUGAAGAGGAGCGCAUGAGAUUGAGAAUGCAAGAACACGACAAAGAGAAAGGCAGAGAAACACCAGAGGAAGAAGAGGAGAGAGAGCGCAGCAGUGAGGAAGAGGCUGAGUGGGAGAAGGUGAAAGUCAAGGAUGGCAAUCAGUCUGCUGCGGAGAAUCCAGUCGAGAAGGCUGGACUGAGAGAUGGUGGUUUCUCGCAUCGCAAAGGGUAUGGGAAUGAGUAAGACCCAAUUAAGAUGCGGUGAGCAUUAAAGAAAAUGAGGGGCGGGAAGUCUUGGGUGGCAUUAUCAGAGAUACCUCUUUGCUCUCGGAUCAGACGGGGAUGGUGGUGCGGCGUGCAUGAUCCGAUGUGAUCACCUUUUGUUAGAAUCGUUGUACAAAGACACAAAUCAAGAACUACACUUUCAUCGUAGAGCAAAG